CGCGCGCGCAGCGGCUCCGGCGCGGGACACGGCUACUGAUACUUCCUGCGCGCGCUGCGCAGAUGUACGGGCUUCGCUCCGGAGCGAGCACGAGCGCUUCAGCGGCCGGAAGCGAUGCGAGCUCGCGGCUCGUGCGGAGGGGAGCAGGUUUGCGCGCGGGUUUUCUGUGGAUCAGAAUGAGCUGCCUGGUUUGGAGGGACUCGUUUUCGCUGGCGUGCUGCCUGGACGCUCGUGCACCGGUACGGAGUGCGUCCAGAAGCGAGUAGCGCGUGCUCCAGCUGAUCCCGCUGUUCCAGCUGUGCACGGAGAGCUUCAACCACUGGAGGAGGAGGAGGAGGACAGUGGAUGUAAAUGGCGCACAAGUGAAUUCCUGUGAUCCUUUAAUGAAAGUUGUGAAGCUGUAAAGGGCCUCUUCUGGGUCUUGUUUCCUCUCAGCUGAUGGAAACCUUCAGAGAUUAUGCCUAUAACCAGAGCUUCUUGGAAAAUGGCCUCGACGGCUUCAACGCUACAGACGGAGGCAGGAAGCACCAGUAUAAUUACUACGCCAUGCUCCUCACCCUGCUCAUCUUCGUCAUCGUCUUCGGAAACGUGCUGGUCUGCAUGGCCGUGUCCAGAGAGAAAGCCCUGCAGACCACCACCAACUACCUGAUCGUCAGCCUGGCCGUAGCUGACCUGCUGGUGGCGACGCUGGUGAUGCCGUGGGUGGUGUAUCUCGAGGUGGUUGGAGAAUGGAGGUUCAGCACUAUCCACUGUGACAUCUUCGUCACCCUUGAUGUGAUGAUGUGCACAGCCAGCAUCCUUAAUCUCUGUGCCAUUAGUAUUGAUAGGUACACAGCGGUUGCCAUGCCGAUGCUCUAUAACACGAGAUACAGCUCCAGGAGGAGGGUCACGGUGAUGAUCUCGGUGGUGUGGAUCUUGUCCUUUGCCAUAUCGUGCCCCCUGCUGUUUGGACUCAAUAACACAGAGUCUCGUGAUGAUGCUCUGUGUGUAAUCGCCAACCCCGCCUUCGUGGUCUACUCCUCCAUCGUGUCCUUCUACGUGCCCUUCAUCAUCACGCUGCUCGUGUACGUGCAGAUCUACGUGGUGCUGCGCAAGCGGCGGAAACGCGUGAGCACAAAGCGCACGUUUCCAAGCUCCACUGCUGAGAGGGGCACAACUUUAAAGAAAUGCACUCACCCUGAUGAUGUGAAGCUGUGCACCGUCAUCGUCAAGUCCAACGGGAAUUUCCCAGUUAAUAACAAAAAUGUGAUUUUUAUAAAGGAGGUGGUCAACAACGCGGACGACGUCCAGGCGGAUGAAGUUACGAACCCAGAGCCUCUGAACCAGAGGACGCUUGAGCAGACUGGAGCCAGCCAGCACGGCCUGCUGCUCGUCUCCACCCACAGCGAGACGGAGGUCCUGCCCACGGUUCCUGAAGCUCCAAUCAAACCCAGCAGGAACGGGAACACCGGCGACGCCCCCAGAGUCACCAAAGCGUUCGAGACUCAGGUCUCCCCCAGCGGCAAAACCCAGUCCUCCGUUAAAUCCUUCAACAAGCGCAAAUUCUCCCAACAGAAAGAGAAGAAAGCGACUCAGAUGCUCGCUAUCGUCCUCGGUGUCUUCAUCAUUUGCUGGCUGCCGUUCUUCAUCACGCACAUAGUGAACACUUACUACAACGUCCCAGCAGAACUCUACACAGCCUUCACCUGGCUGGGUUACGUCAACAGCGCUGUGAACCCCAUCAUUUACACCACCUUCAACAUCGAGUUCCGCAAAGCUUUCAUUAAGAUCCUGCACUGCUGAGAGGAGCCCGGGAAAAGCUCUUCUCUGAGGGACUCUACGUUAGAGACGCUGGACCAAAGCUGUGUGGAGCACAGAAAGAGAGCGAGACGAAUGUACAUAAAGCGAUGUAUGUAUUAUAAACCUAAUCAUUAAGUCAUAAUGGGCAACAAAUAAGACACACAUACAGGGGUUGGACAAUGAAACUGAAACACCUGUCAUCAUUUUAGUGUGGGAUUUUAGGUUUCAUGCCUAAAUUGGAGCAGCCUGGUGUUCAAUCUUCAUUAAUUGCACAUUGCACCAGUAAGAGCAGAGUGUGAAGGUUCAAUUAGCAGAGUAAGAGCACAGUUCUGCUCUAAAUAUUGCAAUGCACACAACAUUAUGGGAGACAUACCAGAGUUCAAAAGAGGACAAAUUGUUGGUCCACGUCUUGCUGGAGCAUCUGUGACCAAGACAGCAAGUCUUUGUGAUGCAUCAAGAGCCACGGUAUCCAGGGUAAUGUCAGCAUACCACCAAGAAGAACCAACCACAUCCAACAGGAUUAACUGUGGACACUGUAAGAGGAAGUUGUCUGAAAGGGAUGUUCGGGUGAUAACCCGGAUUGUAUCCAUAAAAAAACAUAAAACCACGGCUGAUCAAAUCACGCAGAAUUCAAUGUGCACCUCAACUCUCCUGUUUCCACCAGAACUGUCCGUCACCACAAUCAAUUAUUGUGCUCUAAAACCAGGUGUUUCAGUUUCAUUCUCCAACACCUGUAUAUCACAGCCAAGCAAUGAAUCCAUGCUGUGUUUUACUUUUUUAAGGCAGUAUCUGUGAAACGGGAAUUCCACUGAUUUCUCACAAUUAACGCAUUAUCAAUAGGAUGCAAACAAAAUAUGAAAUGUGCCAUUCCAGAGAAUUGUGUUACAGAAUAUUUUAUUUACUAUAUACUAUUAGGCUUUGUACGGUCAUGAAAAACAUGAAAAUCUGGUCUAGAAAUCUUUGUGUUUCAGUUUAUCGAUGGAGAAAAUCUAUUUUGAGCUACAAAUAUAUCAACUCAGAGCUAAUACAGUAAUUUAGCCCUAAGAAAUAGAGCCCUCAGGAUCUGACACACUUUUUAUUAUAAAAGAUUGUCAGAUUAAUUUAAGCCUACUUUGAUCAAUUUCGAUUCUAGUUUAAUAAGGUCAUAUAUAUGGUCAUGAAAACUGGCCUUGAAGGCAUGGAAAAAUCAUGAAAAAAACAUGGACAUUUAUUGGUUAAAAAAUGUCUGAACCCUGUACUAUGUACUAUAUAUGGUCUAAGCUACUAUAUACAGUACUAUUUACUCUUAAAAACCACUAAGAUUCCCUCAUAUAUGUAUUUUCACAUUAUUUUUUCUUAUAAAGUUGUUUUUGUCAAAAUGAUUUUAUUUAAAAACUACUAUACCUUUUAUAAUUUAACCCUCCUGUUACAUGAAAAUUCAUUUAUCCUUGGGGUAAAUUUGACUCCAGCUAUUUAAACCUCUGGAACAUUAUUAAUAAUUAAAAUAAUUAAUAUUAAUAAUUAAAAUUGUUAAGUUUUUCACAUGCUAUAUUUUUUUGUUGAUUACAAACCCUUUAAAAAUAUUUAAGUAGAUGUUAUGUUCAGUUGAGAGUUCACAAUUACCAGGCUGAGGUGACUCAAAUCUGUUUUUUUUGCUCAAUGUGGCUCAGAUCUGAUUUUUUUUUUUUCAUGGCUGUGUGAACAUGUCAAAUCCGAUUUUUCCAAAUCAGAUUUUAGUCACUUUCAUAUGCGCUCAUACAUUCAAAGUAAUAAAACUGGAUCAUUUGUUCUAAAUUUAUUUAAAAAACUUCUUUACUUUACUACUGUUACGUUAAACUGUCUAAAGUUGUUGAUGUUACAUGCUUGAAGAUGUGAUACAGCUCUGGAAAAAAAAUAAGAGAGCACUUAGAAAUGAUGAGUUUCUCUGAUUUUACCAAAUUGAAAACCUCUGGAAUAUAAUCAAGAGGAAGAUGGAUGAUCACAAGCCAUCAAACCACCAAACUGAACAGCUUGAAUUUUUACACCAGGAGUAAAGCAGCAUAAAGUUAUCCAAAAGCAGUGUGUAAGACUGGUGGAGGAGGAGAACAUGAUGCCAAGAUGCAUAAAAACUGUGAUUAAAAAACACCAAGGUUAUUCUAUCAAAUAUUGAUUUCUCAACUCUUAAAACUUUAUGAAUAUAAACUUGUUUUUUUUUUUUGCAUUAUUUGAGGUCUGAAAGCUCUGCAUCUUUUUUGUUAUUUGAGCCAUUUCUCAUUUUUGUUAUUUUCUGUAAAUAAAUGCUCUAAAUGAGAAUAUUUUUAUUUGGAAUUUGGGAGAAAUGUUGUCUGUAGUUUAUAGAAUAAAACAACAAUGUUCAUUUUACUCAAAUUUAAACCUAUAAAUAGCAAAAUCAGAGAAACUGAUUCAGAAACUGAAGUGCUCUCUUCAUUUUUUUCCAGAGCUGUUUAUGGUAAAUUCAGUAGAGGGACAGCAGAAGGUGUGGCCAGUGGCCCAUUUAAUGAGGGUUAAAAUCACUGUUCCAUUUUACAAACUCCUACAAACCAAACUGCAGGAAAAUGCAGAUUCAAGAGGAUCUGUUUCCAUCUACAUUAUUAUCAUGUCUUUAUUUUUUUGUGAUUUUGAUUUUUUAGCUAUAUAUUUUAUAGAGAUUUUGCACUGAAUAGAUGGAUAGAAAGUAAUACCAUGUAAUAUCAUGCCUGUAUAUUUUGUUACCAACUUUUAGAGCUUUUUUAUUCCCAUUAUGAAAAAUGUUAAGUCUGUAGUUUUGUCUGGAUUGGCCAUUUUUUGUAAAAAACUAAAUCAGUGGAAUUCUCUCUCCUCUUUUAAUAAAGAUAAAUGAAUGGAUGAUAGCUAAACUCGACAGUAUUGCUAAUUUAUUUUUUUAUUUUUACUCAAGCAAUCAGAUGAAAGUAAAGUAAAUUUCGAUCAUAAUGCAGUUUUCAUGCCGGUGUUAACAUACAGCAGUGUAAUGCUUAAUAAGAAUGAAUGUUUUAUUUUUUAAGCUGCAAAACAAAUGUGCUGAAGCUUAAAAAAAUGCAGAUUAUUAUUUAUAUACACUCACCCGCCACUUUACUAGAUACAGCUGUCCAACUGUUUGUUAAAGCAAAUGUUGAAUCAGCCAAUCACAUGGCAGCAACUCAAUGCAUUUAGGCAUGUAGAAGAUCUGCUGCAGUUCAAACCGAGCAUCAGAGAGAGACGUGACUCUUGACCAAAGACUUGAGACUUGACUCAGACUCGUGACUAAAGACUUAAGACUUAACUCAGACUUGUGAUCAAAGACUUGAGACUUGACUCAGACUCGUGACUAAAGACUUAAGACUUAACUCAGACUUGUGAUCAAAGACUUGAGACUUGACUCUGACUCGUGACCAAAGACUUGAGACUUGACUCGGACUCGUGACCAAAGACUUGAGACUUGACUCGGACUCGUGACCAAAGACUUGAAACUUGACUGGGACUCGUGAUCAAAGACUUGAGACUUGACUCAGACUCAUGACCAAAGACUUGAGACUUGACUCGGGCUCGUGACCAAAGACUUGUGACUUGACCCAGACUUGUGAUCAAAGACUUGAGACUUGACUCAGACUCAUGACUAAAGACUUGAGACUUGACUCGGACUCAUGACCAAAGACUUGAGACUUGACCCAGACUUGUGACCAAAGACUUGAGACUUGACUCAGACUCGUGACUAAAGACUUGAGACUUGACUCAGACUCAUGACCAAAGACUUGAGACUUGACUCUGGCUCGUGACCAAAGACUUGUGACUUGACUCGGGCUCGUGACCAAAGACUUGUGACUUGACCCAGACUUGUGAUCAAAGACUUGAGACUUGACUCAGGCUCAUGACCAAAGACUUGAGACUUGACUCGGGCUCGUGACCAAAGACUUGUGACUUGACCCAGACUUGUGAUCAAAGACUUGAGACUUGACUCAGACUCAUGACUAAAGACUUGAGACUUGACUCGGACUCAUGACCAAAGACUUGAGACUUGACUCGGACUCGUGACCAAAGACUUGAAACUUGACUGGGACUCGUGAUCAAAGACUUGAGACUUGACUCAGACUUGUGAUCAAAGACUUGAGACUUGACUCAGACUCGUGACUAAAGACUUAACUCAGACUUGUGAUCAAAGACUUGAGACUUGACUCUGACUCGUGACCAAAGACUUGAGACUUGACUCAGACUCGUGACUAAAGACUUAAGACUUAACUCAGACUUGUGAUCAAAGACUUGAGACUUGACUCUGACUCGUGACCAAAGACUUGAGACUUGACUCGGACUCGUGACCAAAGACUUGAAACUUGACUCGGACUCGUGACCAAAGACUUGAAACUUGACUCAGAUUCGUGGCCAAAGACUUAAGACUUGACUCAGAUUCGUGGCCAAAGACUUGAGACUUGACUCGGGCUCGUGACCAAAGACUUGAAACUUGACUGGGACUCGUGACCAAAGACUUGAAACUUGACUGGGACUCAUGACCAAAGACUUGAGACUUCACUCAGACUCAUGACCAAAGACUUGAGACUUGACUCGGGCUCGUGACCAAAGACUUGUGACUUGACCCAGACUUGUGAUCAAAGACUUGAGACUUGACUCAGACUCAUGACUAAAGACUUGUGAACAUCUCUGCCGUGUCAUAUCUGAGAAUCUCUGAGGAACGUUUCCAGUAGCUUGUUGAAUCGAUGCCACGAAGGAUUAAGGCAGUUCUGAAGGUAAAAGAGCCCAGGUUCAACCUGAUACUAGCAAGUACUAGUGUACCUAAUAAAGUGGCCGGUGAGUGUAUGUCCCUGUUUGGUUGCAUUGUUCAAAUCAAAAUCUAAUUACAGGAAUCCUCCACACACAAUCGUUUUAAUGAAGUGAACGGCAGCACUGUUUAAAAGCAAUAGUGUGAAUUCCAGCAAACUGCUGAUUGUCAUAUCUGUAGUACAGCUGAUCAUUCUGUCUCGAGCAUCACGGUGGAGAUUAAGGUGUUUAAUGCUUGGAAGAAGCCAAGAGAAGUGAUGUAAAGACCACUGGAGCUUUUCAUCAACCGAGUCUGCAAAAAAAAAAAAAACCAGCCACGCAGUUCUAACUUAACAUUUGCUUUCUUAAGCUUUUCAUGCUUUUUUAUUGAUUUAUUCAUUUAGUUUAAAUACGGCAUCUGUUGAAUGUGUUAAGCCUGCUGUGAUGACGUAGCGCAUGUUAUGUUCUCAUGAAGCUGUAUGUUGCACUUUGACAGAAGCUGAUCAAAUUAAUCUGUAAAAUCUGUAAAAGAUAAAUCAUGUAA
Astyanax mexicanus (Mexican tetra) is the source of this 7027-nucleotide messenger RNA. RefSeq names its product dopamine receptor D2a (gene drd2a). Gene Ontology annotation, biological process: adenylate cyclase-inhibiting dopamine receptor signaling pathway; adenylate cyclase-activating adrenergic receptor signaling pathway. The coding region runs from base 439 to 1782 and encodes 447 amino acids. The record is from RefSeq and is a predicted model, not a curated record. NCBI's taxonomy places the organism in Eukaryota, Metazoa, Chordata, Actinopteri, Characiformes, Acestrorhamphidae. Gene Ontology annotation, molecular function: G protein-coupled receptor activity; dopamine neurotransmitter receptor activity, coupled via Gi/Go. Gene Ontology annotation, cellular component: glutamatergic synapse; presynaptic membrane. The transcript has 8 exons.